GCUGCUCCACGCGCUGUAUUCUCUUCCUACCUCCCGCCAUGGACUCCGCCAGCAUCCAGCGAACCUUCCGCCGCGACGCGUGUGCCGGGCGCGUGGCGCUCGUGACGGGCGGCGGCUCCGGCAUCGGCCAGGAGAUCGCGCUCACGCUGGCCGAGUACGGCGCCAAGGUCGCGGUCUUCGGCCGCCGCGAGACGGCGCUGCAGCAGACCAUGGAGCUCAUGCGCCAGCGCGGCGUGGCCUCGGACGCGUGCAUGUACGUGCAGGGCGACGUGCGCUCCGCCGAGAGCGCAGACCAGGCCGUGGCCCAAGUGGCGGCGCGCUUCGGCUCGCUCGACGUGCUCGUCAACUCGGCGGCGGGCAACUUCCUGGCGCUGGCCGACAAGCUCUCGACCAACGCCUUCCGCACGGUCAUGGAGAUCGACACCAUCGGCACCUUCAACAUGAGCCGCGCGGCCUUCGAGCCGCUCAAGCGCAGCGGCGACGGCCGCAUCAUCAACAUCACGGCCACGCUGCAGCUGCCCGCCACGUGGUACCAGGUGCACGCGUCGGCGGCCAAGGCGGCGGUGGACAGCGUCACGCGCUCGCUGGCGCUCGAGUGGGGGCAGUUCGGCAUCCGCGUGACGGGCGUCGCCCCCGGCCCCAUCGCCGACACGACGGGCACGGCCAAGCUCGGCGGAGACGUGGACCCCGAGGAGCGGAAGAAGUACAUGGCCAGCACCAUCCCCGUGGGGCGCGUCGGCGCCAAGACGGACAUCGCGGCCGCGGUGCUCUACUUGGUGUCGCCCGUGGGCAACUUCGUCUCGGGCGACGUCCUGAUCGUGGACGGAGGCCACUACCUCUACAAGAAGCCCGUCAUGCCGCGCGAAACGCUGGAGGGCUGGUCCAAGAAGAUGGAGAAGAAGUCGCGCGUCGUGGCCGACUCCAAGUUGUAAGUCGAGGACCGCGUGAGCAUGUAGUGUCAAGCUACUUGUCAUCAGUCCAUUACUAAGUUGUCUAACUGUGACCCCCCCUCCACUUAAUUGAUAUGGACCGACCUGCCUCACGUUU
Messenger RNA from Phytophthora sojae, 1047 nucleotides. RefSeq lists its product as hypothetical. The transcript has a single exon. The coding region runs from base 39 to 932 and encodes 297 amino acids. The record is from RefSeq and is a predicted model, not a curated record. Gene Ontology annotation, molecular function: 2,4-dienoyl-CoA reductase (NADPH) activity. Gene Ontology annotation, biological process: fatty acid catabolic process. Lineage: Eukaryota; Oomycota; Peronosporomycetes; Peronosporales; Peronosporaceae.